This is a messenger RNA of Cetraspora pellucida, 363 nucleotides long. NCBI's taxonomy places the organism in Eukaryota, Fungi, Glomeromycota, Glomeromycetes, Diversisporales, Gigasporaceae. The record is from the annotation of a GenBank genome assembly.
AUGCCAGUGUUUGCUAUAAGUCAAUUGUGUAGUAAUAUAUUAAACACUAUACAAGAAGAAUUAAGAAACAAUAAUAGGAAUAAUGAUUUGUUUAUUUCUGAAAAUUUACAGUUAAGUGAAAUUUCUCAAAUGACAAAGGUUAUGACUAAAGAUAUAAAUAAUAAUUCUGAUAUUUUUAAUAAAGAGAAUUGGUUAAAUAUAGUAAAAAAUUGGACUAAUACUUUAGAUGAUAAAGAUAAUUUUAAUCAGAAUGAAUCUUCAAGUAAUGAAAUACUUGAAUUUGAAUUAGGUGAAUAUAUUACUUAUUUAGCAAAUAAUCUGUUGGCAAAUGAAAUUUAUUGGAUUUAUUCAAUGAUUCUUUAG